GACACUGGCCAUUUUUUGCUUAAAUUAGGGGUGUUUGUGAGGAAGGGCAGAUUGGAAAAGUUCUGCUAAAGAGAACACCUCUUACUGUUACACCUUUACUGCCUUCACAAAGAGCUGUCUUUGACUUUUUGUUUUGCAGCAUGUCUUUUUGAGCCCUCUCACCUUUUCCUGUUUACCGCAGCUUCAAGCCCUUCACUUUGUCUCAAAACCUUCUCUGUAACUGGCAGCUGCCCAUCCAGCACCCACUAUCACCAAAUCUCAUUCUUUCCCACCAGCAGUAGAAUAAGCCUUCUGAGAACUCGUGAGUCUUAGAGAGGACGAGGACAGAAGAAGAAGGGAGCAGUGCCGCCCGAGAGCCUGAAGGCUUCUUGCUGCCCGAGGAGUCCAAGAUGAAUCCCACAGACCAGUUCCUAAGCACAACAGAAUACGGCUAUGGAUAUGAUGAAAACACUGCUCCUUGCAACGAAGGAAAUGGCUUUCCCAGGUUUAAAUCUCUCCUCCUGCCAAUCCUUUACUGCCUUGUGUUUGUCUUCUGCCUUCUGGGAAACUCCUUGGUCCUCUGGAUCCUCCUGACCAGAAAGAGGCUGAUGACGAUGACUGAUAUCUGCCUGCUGAACCUUGCGGCCUCCGAUCUCCUCUUCGUUGUGCCUCUCCCUUUCCAAGCAUACUAUGCUUCAGAUCAGUGGGUUUUUGGCAAUGCAAUGUGCAAGAUAAUGGCUGGCAUUUAUUACACGGGUUUUUACAGCAGUAUUUUCUUUAUAACUCUGAUGAGCAUUGACAGGUACAUAGCAAUUGUCCAUGCUGUCUAUGCCAUGAAAAUACGGACAGCUUCCUGCGGCACAAUGAUCAGCUUAAUCCUGUGGCUGGUGGCUGGCUUGGCUUCUGUACCCAACAUUGCGUUCAACCAGCAGCUGGAAAUUGAGCAGUCUGUGCAGUGUGUCCCCAUUUAUCCCCCUGGCAACAAUAUCUGGAAGGUUACAACUCAGUUUGCUGCCAACAUCUUGGGUCUCUUGAUUCCCUUUAGCAUCCUCAUCCAUUGCUAUGCCCAGAUCCUAAGAAACCUGCGAAAAUGCAAAAAUCAGAACAAGAUCAAAGCAAUCAAGAUGAUUUUCAUCAUUGUCAUCGUUUUCUUCCUCUUCUGGACCCCCUUCAACGUUGUGCUCUUCUUGGACUCCCUGCAGAGCCUGCUUAUCAUUGACAACUGCCAGGCCAGCAGGCACAUUGCUCUGGCCCUGCAGCUCACAGAGACCAUUUCCUUCAUCCACUGCUGCCUCAACCCUGUGAUCUAUGCCUUUGCAGGGGUGACAUUCAAAGCCCACCUGAAAGGGCUGCUUCGACCCUGUGCCCGUGUCCUUUGGAGCCCCACCAGAGGCUCUGGGGUCACUCAGUCAUCUUUGGUGCCCAGCCAGAUCUCUGGCUGCACUGACAGUGCUGGAGUGCUCUGAGCACAACCAGUUGCAGUCCUCAGAGCAAGUGGCUGCCCUGAGCCCCACAGGCUGCCUUGUGUGCUCAGUGUCCCCAGGGGAUGACCCUGUAUGUCCUUUCAGGAUGCGCUGUGAAAUGCCACAUGGUGAGCAGCAGAAUGAAUUUUCAAAGAGCAUCAGUGUAAAGGAGCAACCCUACACACUGGUCAUGGGGUGAAUUUUAAUUAGGUUUUAGAGCUCUUGCAAUAUAUUUCAGCAAACAGAUUGCUUAUUCUCCAGCUUGUUUUUUCCCCUAGUGAAAGCAUGGCUUCUGCCUUGCCCCCAGCCGUAUUCUGCCUUGUGAAAGCUGUUUCCUACACGAGUCCCUGCUUCCCUGGGAUGGGGGUGGUACACUCUUAGAGAUGUGCGACAAGUACAGGAUGGCUCCAUGCUGCAAAGAGGGACCGGUGGCAGUCUUCCCUCUGCCUCAUCUCUCAGAUAAAGAGGCCUUCUGCUUGGGGCUUGCCAAGUUACUUUAGUACGUUGCUGCCCACAGCAUGUUCUGGUGGCCAUGUCUUUGAAGACAGCAAAGCAACACUGCCAUGUGCCCCUGUACCACCCAUGCAAAGAGGUAUACUCUUGAAUAUAACCCCACCAAAGCAGCCUGGCCAUAUGUCACCUCUCCAAUCCCUCGCCUGCAAGGUUCGUGGUUCAAUGUAAAUAUCACAGAAUGUCACAUAGCACAUAGGCUCCAUCCCUUUUUCUCAUAUAUUAUUUUCUGCCUUUUUAUACAUGUUAUAUUUGAAUAAAUAUAUUC
Messenger RNA from Coturnix japonica (Japanese quail), 2220 nucleotides. Lineage: Eukaryota; Metazoa; Chordata; Aves; Galliformes; Phasianidae. The record is from RefSeq and is a predicted model, not a curated record.